This is a messenger RNA of Leptosomus discolor (cuckoo roller), 508 nucleotides long. Lineage: Eukaryota; Metazoa; Chordata; Aves; Leptosomiformes; Leptosomidae. The record is from RefSeq and is a predicted model, not a curated record.
CUUAACCCGCUUGGGGCUGAUCCUCUUGCUGUUGCAGUACUUAGCCGAAUUCUUCUUCCACAUGGCCCGGCUGGUCUGCUUCACGGAUGAGAACAACGAGAAGCUGUUUAACGUCUGGGCUGUGGUGUUCGUGGUCACCAGGCUCUUCACCCUCACCUUGUACAUCCUGGUCAUCGGCUUCGGGCUGCCGCGAGUGGAGAACCAGGCCCUCGACCCCGAGAGAGGGAAUUACUUCAGCUUUCUCUUCAACAAUAUCCUUUUCAGAAUGAGUGUGCUGCUGUUGGUGUGCCUCUUCCAGGCCUCGGUGAUGUGGCGCUUCAUCCACUUCCAGCUGCGGCGCUGGCGGGAGUACUGGAACGAGCAGAGCAGUCGGAAGCGAGCUGCUGCCGCCGCCGGCACCAAGCAGCAAGCCAAGGCGCUCAAGAGGGACUCGGGUUACCAUGAAAACGGAGUGGUGAAAGCAGAGAACGGCACCUCACCGCGAACCAAGAAGCUGAAAUCGCCGUAG